GCGAGACGAUACUCCAAUGCUCAGGAAUGCAGUGUCGUGAAGAUGAGAGAACAAGGUUGUGCUAAGCAGGUGACUAACCAAGAAGAGAGGAGGCCGUGGCGAAGGUGGGAGGGACAGAGAGCAACAUGAGGGCAAACACUUCACAGUGGAUGGGCGUGAGAGUUUCACCGACUUGAGUUUCUCAGCAAGUUGUCAUUCCACAACUUCUACAGCACCGGGUCUCCGCGGCGCCGGGCCUCGGACUGACAAGACCAUGUGUGGACAAUGAAAACCAAAACCAAAACUUUCAGGAGGAAAAAAAAAAGAUUCACGUGAAAGUUGACACCCGAAAAGGGGCUUUUUGUUUGGACUCAACAAGACUCAAGAUUCUCAAUAGGACCUUGAUUCUGGAUCAUCUGGAUAACUAAGCGCUCGCUGAAGGUGUGUACUGUCAGUUAAAGUUCGAUCAGAAAUGUCUAAAUCUCCUAGGACACGUGAAGAGAAGCUUGAGGAUGUCCCACUGACCAUCAUGGGUGCAGCCGCCCGGCAGAACCGCUACGCAACCAGCUCCAGAUGGUGCCGCUGCGAUGACCCGCACCACCGGAAGCUCGCCAUCUGCAGCAUCAUCUGCGGCAUCACCUGCAUCGGAAUCAGCGCGCUGACAAAUUCGGUCGAGGCGGAGCGGGAGGAGGAUCCAGAGAGAGCCGCGGCGUUUACAAGGCGGGCGAAGAAGUUCGGCAUCAUCUCCAUCGUGGUUUGGGUUUCCGUGCUGAUUUUAACGCCCAUCCUCUUUAUGUUGGUCUCAUAUCUCAUCACUCUGGGAGACUGAUGGAGGGCCAGGACACGGACACACACGGCCCGGCUGCUGACCCGGUCCACCCUUUUGUACUCACACUGAAGCAGGUCAAGGAUGAGCACAGAUGUUACGACUCUUGCGUGUUUCUUUUUUUAUAUGCGGUAAUAUUUAUUCAACAAUAUAUGAACAUGGACAAAUCCAAAUAACAAUAUAAAAAUCCAGGGGUACCUGUAGUUUGGGACAUGACACAUUAUAUUUAAAAUACUAGAAUGUCAAUCUUCAUUACAAACCCAAUCCUUAAGGGUAACAUAUUCUUACAGUACAAGUUAAUAAAUUACUCCGUCUGUCUAAAAUGUCCCGACAUUAACUUGUAUGUCCCCAGUAAAGACCCAAUCCUAGAUCUACAUGUGAAGGCCCUGAUCUUAUUGCCAUAUGUUACCAUGUUAGCUUUGUUGUCAAAUGUAUCAAGCUGUUGUACUUUUAUAUAAACAAACUAUUUCACAAGAAAAA
Messenger RNA from Gasterosteus aculeatus aculeatus (three-spined stickleback), 1285 nucleotides. The record is from RefSeq and is a predicted model, not a curated record. NCBI's taxonomy places the organism in Eukaryota, Metazoa, Chordata, Actinopteri, Perciformes, Gasterosteidae.